Messenger RNA from Salpingoeca rosetta, 4079 nucleotides. RefSeq lists its product as uncharacterized. The record is from RefSeq and is a predicted model, not a curated record. Bases 1 to 3984 code for a protein of 1327 amino acids. Gene Ontology annotation, cellular component: myosin complex. Lineage: Eukaryota; Choanoflagellata; Craspedida; Salpingoecidae. The transcript is spliced from 24 exons. Gene Ontology annotation, molecular function: ATP binding; protein binding; cytoskeletal motor activity.
AUGGCGGACUACCUCGAGAUCAAGGGCGACGCAAGCGCGCCAGAUAACCUCGUCAGCCUCAACAACCUCACCGAAGACACCAUCAUGGACGCCUUGCGCGAACGGUACACGAACGAUGAGAUUUACACCUACGUCGGCGACAUCUUGCUCGCCAUCAACCCCAUGAAGCAACUGGCCAUCUACAACAAGAGCCACCAACAACGGUUCAGCGUGCAGAACGAGUCUGCAGAUUCAAAGCCACACAUCUUCGAUGUUGCUCGCCGCGUGUAUCAGAACAUGCACGUGUCGCGGCGCGGGCAGUGCUGUCUCAUCAGCGGUGAAAGUGGAGCCGGCAAAACCGAGACAACCAAGUACUUUCUCAACCAACUUCUGCGCUGUGAAGACGGCACGAACCAGCUUGAGGAGAUGAUUCUGCUGCUCAACCCCAUCUUUGAAGCAUUUGGCAACGCGCGCACCGUUCUCAACGACAACUCCUCUCGCUUCGGCAAAUUCCUCGAAGUGCUGUAUGACAACGAGGACAACCUGCAAGCCAUGCCUGUUGUUGGCGCCCAACUCUCAAAGUACCUCCUUGAGAAGUCUCGUGUGACAACACAAGCCCCUGGCGAGAGCAACUUCCACGUCUUCUACUACUUCCUCUCCGGUGUCUCUGACGAGCGCCGUGACGAACUCCACCUGAAGCCAGCUCACGAGUACAACUAUCUCAACCCAAAGCGCUCGGCCAGCGCCAGGAAAGGCGGCAACUUGGCAGCAGCCUCCAAGGGUGACAUGCCCGCCACGGUACUGUCAGAGAGCGGCGCGAAGAACUGUGCAGACCAGUUUGCCGAGGUGCUGAAUUGCCUGCAGGCAAUUGGCCUCACAGACGCCGAGCGCUGGGAGAUUCAACGCAUCCUCGCCGGUGUUCUCGAGCUCGGAAACCUCACGUUCACCAGCCAAGGGUCUGGCGAGGACGCUGAUGCUUUUGACGGCCACAUCCUUGAUCCUGCAAACCCGGAAUGCCUCGAAGCCGUUGCAGAUGUGCUCGGAAUCUCUGCGGAUGACUUGCACGAGACCAUCGUCACCACGUCCUUCACCACCGCCGGCGAAACAUUCACAAAGCCAAAGAGCAUGGUGGAAGCGUUUGAUAUUCGCGACGCCAUCGCCCGCGCGCUCUAUGACUCCCUGUUUGAGUACCUCGUCAAGCGGUCAAACCAACUCCUGCACACACGAGCAGCAGACAAAGAUACGUGCAGCAUCGGUGUGCUUGACAUCUUUGGUUUCGAAAGCUUCGCCGUGAACGGGUUUGAGCAGCUUUGCAUCAACGUCGCGAACGAACAGCUGCAGAACUUCUUCAACUCCCACAUCUUCAAGAUGGAAUUGGACGAGUACGACAAGGAGGGCGUCAAGGGUGCUGUCAUCAAGUAUAACGACAACACGCAGCAGGUGGAUUUGUUUCUCAAGAAGCCUGUUGGCCUUCUCCUCCUCCUCGAUGAAGCUUCCCGCUUUGCGCGUUCCACCGCUGCCUCUGUCAAGAACAAGUUUGACAGCCACUUCAAGGACCACCCGUUGUAUUCACCAGCAAAGAAGAACCCUGAAUGCUUCACAAUCGCACACUACGCGGGCAGCAUCACGUACAACAGUCAUGGCUUUCUUGAACGCAACCGCGACAGCCUGCCUGAUUCAGCACAGGAUGUGAUGGGCGAGAGUUCGCUCGCCCUCAUUCGCUCAUUCUUCAAGGGCGCUGGAACCAGCUCUCGUGGUGCUGGUGGCGCAUCGCACAUUUCUCCUACGCGGGCCAACUUCAAGCACAAGAGCAAAGCCCGUUUCAGUCGCAAGCACAAGAGCCGGCGCGGGAGCCACGACCACAAGUCAAGCGGCAUGAAGGCGCUUAGCUUUGCGCGCAACCUCUUUUCGCGACGUGGCAAGUCUCGCAAGAGCAAGAAAGCCAGCCUGAAGCGCGUGCAAUCACGCAUGGCGCCAACGGUGGCUGCUGUCUUUCGCCAAUCUCUGGCGGUGCUAAUGACGAAGCUGAAUGCGCGGGUGCCAUACUUUAUUCGCUGCAUCAAACCAAACCGCGAGAAGAAGGCAGGCUUCUUCGACGCCAAAGCUGUUCGAGAGCAACUCACCUACACAGGUGUGAUGGAGACGACCAGCAUCCGCCAGUGCGGCUAUCCUGUUCGCUUGCCAUUCAAGACCUUCUUCAACAUGUACAAGGCGCUGGAUGGGUCAGCCACAGACGGAGAAGACGUCAAGUGCUACAAAACAGCGUGUCAGUCGUUGUUGCAGAGGGCGAACCUCAAGGACUGGGCCAUGGGCAACACCAAGGUCUUCUUGCGGUAUCACCACUCCGAUGAGCUCGCAGCCAAGCUUGGUGUUAUGAACAAACAUGCAGCACACUUGCAAGCAUGUGUGCGUGGCUUUUUGUCGCGUCGCAAACUGCCUGCGCUUCGCGAACAAGCGGAAGAGCGGAAGAAGAAAGCGGCAGAGGCAAACGCACGCGUGGGCGAGGAGGGAACCACGGUGUUCACGCCACGCGGUAGCUGCAUCUCUCUUCAUGUGGACGACGGUGAUAGUGGCAAUGGCGCCCGUCUCAUCAGCAACGGCAGCAACUUGUCGCUUCUCACCCAGAAGCUGGCUACGUCCGCGCGCACGCCAUCGCAGUCGUCCGACCUCACGUCGAAGAUGUCUCGCCACAAGCGUGGCUCCUCGAAGCGCGGGCGCCUGCACCACUCCAAGCGUCGCUCCAAGGUGACCCUUGUCAACGUGCGGCAGAGCGUGCGGUGCGCAUCGCGCCCAAUCAAGGCCAUCUGGCCACCCCGCCCCAUUGCGGAGGAGGAGGAGGAGGAGGCGAACGGGGGCGCGGGUGGGCAGCACAAGAAGAAGCCAACGCCUGCACUCGGCGCAUCUAUCCGCAACCUUGGAUCAGGCAAGUUCAAGGCAAACCGCGCCCUGCUCAUCAAGCGGCUGGAGGGCAGCACGGACACGGAGCCAUCUCGCUCGCCGCCAUCCGCGUCCUCCUCUGGUGCUGCCAGUCGACGCGCAACCGCAGAGGUGUCGCCCAGUGGCCACAAGGUGCGCGCACCAGAGGGCCUGGGCGCCCUCCUUGCCAGCCCGCAGCGCCAGGCACCCACGCGUGCUGCACAGAUGGACGUGCUGAGCCGCCUUCGAGCUGGGGCAGCAGCGGCGCGAUCAACACCCUCCAUCUCCGUCACAUCGGCACCGCCAACACCAACAACACCAACAACAUCCCUGCAAGCCCAUCAUCAACCGCAGCAGCAGCAGCAAGCGGCCGCCACACUCCGCGGCAUGACGGGGCGCACCAGCAGCACUGAUGAUAUUGACGACAACAACGACGACGAAGAGGAUGAGGAGGACAUGAUGGCGGAGACCACUCCACCGGCCGGCACCACCACCCGUACCACUCCUCCUGGCACGAGAUACCGCCGCUACAGCUGUCGCAGACAAAGGGCGUGCGGAUUCUGGCCUGGGAUUGGUUUCAGGAGCCUCAACCCCAGCACCACCACCGCCACCCCCGCCACCCCCAGCACCCACUGUACCAACAAUGGUUCCACCGCCACCACCGCCACCGCCACCGCCAUCAUCACAAUCAGCAGUCUCAUCGUCAACACCAUCAGCGCCCACACCGCCAGCAUCGUCAAGGGCGCCACCACCGCCGCCGCCACCGCCACCUCUUCCAUCCUCGUCUUCAACAUCAACCACUGCACCGCACCAUCGUGCCCGCAGCUCUCCUCUGCAGCGAGAGGAGCACGCCCCCUCCGGCGCCCGCACACCCCCGGCCAUGUCGUCCAGGGCAGGCAGCGGGGUCGUAUCUGCACCGUCGCCGCUCGCAAUGGCGGCCGCAACCGCUGCUGCCAAGACACAGGGCAUAACGGCUGCGUCGGCUGUCUUGGCAAGCAAGCUUCGGAUGCCUUCGCCCUCAUCGCAACCAUCGACGACCAUAUCACCACCACCUCCGCCGCCGCCGCCGCCACCACCUCCACAGCUUAGCACCAGCACCACGAGCGGUGUUCCGCCACCGCCGCCGCCUCCUCCUCCUCUGCCAUCAUCAACGACCAUGGCGCCACCACCGCCACCGCCACCGC